Messenger RNA from Funneliformis mosseae, 481 nucleotides. NCBI's taxonomy places the organism in Eukaryota, Fungi, Glomeromycota, Glomeromycetes, Glomerales, Glomeraceae. The record is from the annotation of a GenBank genome assembly.
GGAUUCCAGUCCAAGAGAACGAUGGCAAAGAUAUCAUAUAGCAUUAAACUAUCAUGGAAACUCGAUCGCUUUAGAAUUGUAUACCAUCUUCGAUCACUUCAAACCUUCAAAAAUUCCUGAUGAACUUUCCGUGAUGGUUACUUAUCGUGAUUGGGAAAAAUAUGCAUUAGAUUCGAGAGAAACUAAAGAUGGUGUUUGGGUAAUGUUUGAUGAUGGUUCACAAGAAAUUUGUGAUAUCUUAGUUGGCGUAGAUGGAAUUAAUUCUCCAGAGGCAACCCGAAUUACAAAUUUUCGAUAUUGGAUUAACAAAAUAUCAAAACAACUUAUGGACAGAUUCAUAAAGUUACAAGGAAAUAGUUUAUUCCAAAAGUCUCUCAGAUUACAUGGUGAUUCGUCAACGCUUAUUUUUCAUCUAAUUCCAAUCGAGCAAGAGCAAGGUUAUGAGAAUAAAAGCAAUUCUAAUGAGCUUAUUACAGAGUAA